GAUGAGGGUCCUAUACAUCUAUCUUGAAAUCUUUGUUUCAACUUUCAAUAAGACCCUUUACCAUAUAUAUAUGAGACCAAAUAUGUACGUAAAUGAAUACACAUACGUACAUGUACAUACAUAAACUUCACUAUUUGUAUCUAGAUAUCUCUAUAAUCAGUAUAUGUAUCUCUCUCUAUAUAUAGAAUGAGUAAGAGAGAGAGAGAAGGGCUGAAUAAGGGGGAGAGGGGCAACGUGUCUGUGUUUGAGAGGAUCCAAUUUGAUCUUUUGUUUCAAAGAGAUGGUUGAUAACAUUAGAGGUAGCCCUGAUUCAGAUGUUAACAAGUACAAAUUUGCAGGUGGUGGUGACAACUCAGUAGAUGAUGGUUACAUCAAGGAGCAAGAUCGCCUUCUCCCAAUCGCGAAUGUAGGGAGGAUUAUGAAGCAAAUCCUUCCAUCGAACGCGAAAAUCUCGAAAGAAGCUAAAGAAACUAUGCAAGAAUGUGUUUCAGAGUUCAUUAGCUUUGUUACAGGUGAAGCAUCUGACAAGUGUCAUAAGGAGAAGCGAAAGACCGUUAACGGAGACGACAUUUGUUGGGCUCUCGGGGCAUUAGGUUUCGAUGAUUACGUUGAACCAUUAAAAAGGUAUUUGCAUACAUAUAGGGAAUUAGAAGGUGAGAAGGCUAAUCAGACUAAGGCUGGCAAUAUAGAUGACAAAGAUGAUCAAUCAAGGCAACAAGCUUUAGGUUCUUCACCUCUCAAGUUCAGUAUGAUUGACAAGAGUAAUGGUGGCUCCAUCUCUAGGCCAUUUUAAGAUCUUCAAAAGAAAUGAUGUUGUAAUUUCAUGAUAUCUAGGUCUAGGUCAUGAAAAUGCUGAUGACGAUCAAGGUUUUUCAUAAGGGUUUUAUAAUUUUGUGUAAGAUUACAGAUGUUUGUUUGUUUGUUUUGAUUACUGAUUUACUAGCUAGCUAGUUAUGUGCUUACAGAUUAUGCCUGAUUACUUUUUGUACUUUCUCCUUAAUCAAAUUAUGUUUUGAAAGGGAGUUUUGAAGAAUGAUGAACCAGCUGCAGUGUAUUGUAUCUUCACUGAUUUUGGAUUAAGCAUGAAACUUAAUUAGGGUUUUAUUUGAGUUCUUAA
Molecule: messenger RNA, 1117 nt
Organism: Macadamia integrifolia
Lineage: Eukaryota; Viridiplantae; Streptophyta; Magnoliopsida; Proteales; Proteaceae
Product: nuclear transcription factor Y subunit B-4-like
Exons: 1
Coding region: 281-793 (170 amino acids)
Biological process (GO): regulation of transcription by RNA polymerase II
Cellular component (GO): CCAAT-binding factor complex; nucleus
Molecular function (GO): DNA-binding transcription activator activity, RNA polymerase II-specific; RNA polymerase II cis-regulatory region sequence-specific DNA binding; protein heterodimerization activity
Source: RefSeq, a predicted model, not a curated record